ACAUCGGAACGGCGCGACUCGCCUACUCACUCACGGUAUGACUGACCCACUUACGCACACGCGUGCGGCAGCUGGGCCGGUAGUGGGUGUGGCACGGGUGGGAUGCCGUGCCGUGCUGACUUCUGACACACCACCACUCUAGUCCUGGCGAAGAGUGAGCAUCCGAGAACUGGCUGGCUAGCUGUUUCUUCUUGUGUCUUUUCUGUCGAGCAUAGAGGGCAAUAACAAAUUUGCCUUGUGGACAGCAAGGUCAUAGGAUGUCAACGAUACCAGCAUUCCUCUGCAGUACAGUCUCUCCUCCAACCCGUUGUUAUGAUUUCUGAAUUUAGCACGUUUGCAGAAUGGAUAGUUCCAUACCAUUUCGAUGCCCAAAAUGUGGGGACAAUGCUCAGUUUGCCACUCUCAGUGAAUUGAGAGGUCAUUUGGAGGCAGAUCACUCCUAUCUCUCAGGAAAGCCUCGCCACAGAGCAGUCGUUUCAAACCUUCAAGGGGCCACAAAUCUUGGAGAUUCAUCGUCUCUAAUGGAUCUUUACAACAAUGAGUCACAGAGACUUGAGCAAAUAAUUCAAAAACACAAAGAAAAUGAGUUGAACAAUCGAAGGAAACGUAAUGAAUCCUUAAAUGGAUCAAGGAAUGAUCAAGACUCUUUUGGUCAAGGUGCACGAAGGAUUAGAAACAUAGACAGAGCAAAUUUUAGGACAUAUGGUCAUCCUGCUAGUCGGACGAGCAAAUACAAGUUAAAUGCUGCUAGAAAUCAGAUCCCAGCUGAGAGAAUUGUUCAGAGAGAACUGAGGUCCUCAACUCCAAAUGAUCAUGAGCUGCACGGAGAUGAUGGUGAGGGGAGAGACAGACUUAGGGACACUGUAGAACAAGCUUUAAGAAAGGUCCUUGUGGAAACCCUCCAAGAUGACACUGUUGAUGACACUAAAGACGUAAGAAUCCCUCAGGAGAUGAGUCCAACUGUUAGUAGAAUCAUACCAACCCAAGAAGAGAGUGGAAAUGAUGCACAUGUUACUGGAACUGUAAAGGCUUUGUCUAAUGAAAUUCUGUUGGAGAGAGCGAGUCAGCGAGCAACAGCAGACUCACUGUUUUCUGCUCAAGAUGUUUUAAGCAAUGUAGAAUUUGCUGCCGAAAAACGUCUUUCUCAACAACAAGAGUUGAUUAAUAAGUUGGCGCAAGACUUGAAAGAAAAAGAGAAGAAACUGGUUUCUGUUACAGAAGAAAUGGAAGACCUUCGCACCCAGCAGACAAACAAUGUUGAGAAAUUGAAUAGUCUGCAAAAACAGUCUGACUUAGAACAUGAAAAUUUGCAGAGAGAAUUGAAUCAGAAAAAGAAAGAACUGGACAGCCUCAAUGAAAAAAUAGAAGAGACUAAAUUAAUUGUUAUGAAAGGUAACCAUGGCAAUCUACAUCAUAAUGAACAAGAUAAUAAUGGUUUUAACAUUGAGGAUGAUAAUAAUAUGAAAACGGUAUCAAUUACUGACAAUGAUGAUGAUUAUAAAAAAGUGAACAAAAGUCCUGCCAUAUUUCCGGAUGAAGUCAGUGAACAAAGCUCAUUAUCUAGUAAUCUAGUGAAUGCCCAACCGCAUACCAAGCCACAAGAACAAAUGCCGUCUAAGAAGGAAGAAGAACUUCUUGAAGUCAGGUUGAAGUCUCAGCGGCUGGAAAACGAUAGGCAGAAUCUACUGCAGGACAUGCAAGCAUUGCUACAAACUGCCGCUACUGACAAGAAAAGGUUACAGGAUGAACUGGUUGACCAAGUAGAUCUUGUGAAUAAGCUUAAUGUUGAUGUAGAGAAAUACAAGAAAGAACAAGCAGACCUGAUGGAGGAGACAAGUGCUCUGUACAAUCAAGCAGAUGUAUGUCUUGCAAAAUUAAGAUCAACUUUGGUAGAGAGGGAGCACCAGCUGAAGUCAGCAACUAGUCUUCUCGAUGAGGCAAAAGUAACUCAGCAGAAGCUGAUUAAAGAGAAAGAUGAGUGCUUCAGGUUGGCUCAGGACCGAGAAAAUUUGUUUCGGUCCAUGCUUGAGUCUAACAGUGACCAGGUGAAACUUAUGAAGGACUCACUUAUUUCAAGUGAGAGAGAAAACAAGGAACUGCAAGAUCAACUUUCGGCAUUGAGGUCAAAGUUGAGGAGAAAAGAUAGUGAGGAGGACAAAGUUGCAGAAAAUGCUUCUCGAUGGAGACACCGAGCUGCAGAGAAAGAGCAAGAGCAGUUAGAACUUAAGGAUGCCAUCAAGAAAAAAGAAGAGAAGCUGAAAAAGUACCGAAGAGAACUUGAGAGAAUGACGUCCUUUUUGAACAACACAGCUGAGAAGGAACAAGAAGCAAGAGCAAAGCUUGAAAUUUUUAUCUCUAACUUGAUAGACAGAGCAGGCCGGGCUGAGGAAGAACUGAAGAAACUGAAAGCAGCUGAAGCACGCAAUGCUGGAAAGCUAGUCAACUCAAAGGGCACCAUGACAGAAACCAGAGUUGACCUGAGUGGAUUGCCUGGUGCAGGCCUGAAUACUUCUCCUAAUCCUGACCCCGCCAGUCUCAGUGUUGACCCACUGAAGAGACUGUCACAUUAUAACAAUCCCCAGCCAGACUUUCAACCCCUUCAAAGCAGUCACUGGAAGUCUUCACACACACAUCCAUCAACAGCCCCUGAGUUAUCUCAAAGCAAUAUCAUCCACGAAACUUACAAUGAUAAGGUGGAGAGAUGGAACAAUGAGAGUUAUGCUGGAAGAAAUGGAAUGCAAGAUGCCAGAGGACUUUCAGUGCCCCACCAGCAUGCAACUUAUCCUGAUUUAGAUCCAUCAAAGACUUUUUCUGAGAAAGUGGAUUACCCAGGCAGUUAUCAAGGAUCAACCUUUCAGUCAAAAUAUCCUUGUCAAUCUGCCCCUCUACACAGUACCCAAAGUAUUCCUUCAAGGUCACAAAAUGGGAAUGACUAUCCAACACUACAACAGCCUUUUAACUCUCCCGGGCCACCACUAUUUCAAAAUACACUGGAGGUUGACAGAAUAUAUCAGAAUGUUUUGUCUCAAGAGAAUGGGAUCAGAUCUUAUAAUGACAAAGUGUCACUGCCAUCAGCGAUGACAGAACAGCCGACUGCAGAAGAGAGGAGCAGCUGGCAACACGGGGAUAGUGGUCCUCAACUGUCUUUUGAUGAAGAUGGUAUUAUUUGGGAUAAAGAUAGUCAUGGCAAGAGAAGAGAUAAAUACAAUGGUGAAAGGUUCAAAUAUAAAGGAGGAGACUCUGAUAUAGGAAGCAUUUCAGCUUAUGAGUAUAAGUCAGACUAUGAUGAGAAUUUCUCUGACGUGAUGUAUAAUAUUGAAGAACGCUCCCAUGAUGAAUCGGAGGAUGCAGAUGUUUUGCUUUCUAUGCCUAAGAGGAAGGGUUACGGCAGAAUUACAAAGGCAAACACGCAACCUGCUCCUCUUGGAGAGAAAGUUGAGAAAGUAUUGACAUCCUUGGGACCUAAGCCAGUUGAGUCAGCAGCAAGGAAGCAAUAUAGUUCAAGCCACAGAACUCCAAAUUCACAAACAAAAGCAAAAACACAGAGGGAACAAGCUUUUACAAAAGCAAAUGACUACUCCACAACAGAUACGUCUAGGGAGUCAAGUCCCUUACAUAAGGCAAGGGAGGUUCAACGAAGACUUGAACGAUUGUCAAAGAAAAAACCAGAGCAGCUUAAGUCUCCUGCAUCGGACACCUCUCAUGGAUUUGAAGUUAGUCAUCUUGAGUCCAAUUUGUCAUCUAGUAGUUAUGCCUCUUUGAGAAAUGUCAGAUUCAAACCAACAUCAACCACUCCUGUCGUUGAAGAGGCGAUAGCACCUGUAAAGUUGGAUAGAAAGCCUCAGCUUGAUGCAUCAAUUUCAACCUUAGAAGAAAAGGAAAAGCAAAAACCUGAGUAUCAUCAAAUAGUGAAGAAGAAUUCAAUUCUUGAGAGGAAGCCGAAGGUUAGAGAGGAAUCUCCUGCAUCUAUAUCAGUGACUGAAUCAAGAACAGACUCUUUGACGGACAAAACGAGUGAGCAGAUCUCGAGUCUUCCUUGUGACAAGGAUCAAGAUUUACCAGAUGGAGGAGGCAAAGCAAGGGGAAGUGAGACACCGGCAGGCAAUGGUGGUACAGUAUACAGUGGACCAUAUUAUUUAAAUAGUAACGACCAGCCGCAAAAUGUGGGGAAGGAGAGUGUCAGCCAAGCUCAGGUGUCACCAAAUUUAAACAUCGUAGGCAUUGUGGGAGGAAAAGAUAAACCACAACUUGCUGAGGAACUGCCGAAGAAGAACCAAGAGAUUAGCCAGGGAGACAGUCAUCGAGAACAUCCAGUCUCAAGUGCAGACACGCCUAGGGCUGCUGGUCCACAGCCUGACAAAGUGAAAGCUGUUGAUCAUCAGGAAAUAACAAACAAAGAACAAGAGAAAUCACUGCAAAAGACAGAUGUGGAUCCGGAUUUGAAAAAGUACACUGAAGCUGAGUUAACUCCGGCGAAGAGACUGAAAACUCGAGUUUUCUCCGUUCAUGAAAGUCUAGAGCUCACCUCCUCUGGAGAAGAGUUACCUGAUGAAUCCACAAAUCAUGAUUUUGAGGAUGUAGAGAAGCAUAGUGUAGAUGCCUGCACGGACACAGAUCUUGAGGUACUGGCUUCCCCGGGCCAUGUUCAGAGAGGUCUGGUUGUGAGAAAGAAAGUGCCAGUCAAGAGACAGAAGAAACAGCGUAAACAACGAAAUGCACCACCUCCAAGAAAGACUCUCCUGGAAAUGUCAAUGUCAUCUGGUACAGAGGAUUUAGAUGAGGAGGUAAUAGCGAAUCGUCAAAUUUUGCAUAAGAUGCGGGUUGCCUUGUUCCGUAUAUUUGCAUACUUGGACACCAAGACUUUACUGGUGAUGGCAGAGGUGUGUAAAGAGUGGUGUAAAGUCAGCAGACACCCUGCCUUGUGGAAAAAAAUUACUCUCUCUGAUGGAGAAAUGUCAUCUCAGGAGCUUCUGAUGCAUGGUUUGAGAAGCAGAGCUAUGUCUGCAGAUGAAACUCCUGACAGUUUUGCUGCAGCCACCAGGGGCAGUUUGGAACAAGGCUUGGAGAGAGUGCUAUCUGCUAGCCAAGAUACCUUGACUUCUCUCCACAUUGAGGACUGUGACAAUGUACUCACUGAUAAGUGUUUGUGGCUGGUGAGUGGUUACUGCCGUCUGCUGACUCGGCUGACCUACAGGAGUCGAAUAGACCAUGCCAGUGGACAGCUGAUGUUUGCAUUGGGCGGAGGCUGUCCUGGGAUAACAUCUCUCUUUGUGCAACCUCUGCAGCCAUGCAUCAAGACCAGCACUAUGAACAACAGAUGUCUCCUGCAGAUUGCUCAGUUCUACAGAGACCUCCAGGAGAUUGGGCUCGGUGGCAAAGAAUUUGAUAUGGCUGGUCUCUUACCUCUAGUCCAGUCCUGCCAGCACCUUCGCACCAUGCACUUUGACCAUUGUCUGCCCAUAACGGCUGACCUUGUCACGGCCUUGACUCGUGCUGGCCUCAAGAACCUGAAGAUAUUGAUUAUCCAUGGCACAUUUGUGGAGGCAAAAGCACUACUGACUGUACAAGGAAACUGUCGCCAGUUGCACAGAAUCCAUGUUGCAGUGAAAAUUGAAGACUGUGUGGAGGAUCCAACGAGAAAGAAGGACAAAGAGGCCUACAAGAAAAUGCUGAAGGCUUUGGAGGCACUAAGGUCUAAAGCAGGAAUAGCCAACAUAUUUGGGCUGGAAGCUAUGCCUGUUGACUGAAUGCUCCUUAUGAUCUUGAGGACUUCAUCACUACUUCCUGAUGUUCAGCUAUUUCAGCUGCAAGGAUUUCGAGUUGAAAAGCGACUUAUGACAGAGUCUCACACUGAGCAGAAGAGAUGUUGUAGAAAUAUUUAAAUGUAUCCAUAAAUUGUUUGACUGUUUGCCUUACAGUGUUGUCUAAAUCAGAUAUUCUAGCUAUGGAAAGAGUAAGCUUUGAAACAAGCUUCCUGUAGACAGUGAAGUGAAAGUUCUUAUGCUAUACUGAGGAUUUUUGUCCCAUGUAUUUGUACUCUCAAGAAUUGUCUAUUCUUGUUGAGUUGAAAUGGUGUUUUUUCUUUGAUUGUCACCUCACUUUUGUAUUUUUUAACAGGUAAUAGGAGAGGUUUAAAAGGAUCAGAGUUUUAAAAAAUGGCCGGAAAUUUUAGAAA
Molecule: messenger RNA, 6175 nt
Organism: Aplysia californica (California sea hare)
Lineage: Eukaryota; Metazoa; Mollusca; Gastropoda; Aplysiida; Aplysiidae
Exons: 16
Coding region: 342-5747 (1801 amino acids)
Molecular function (GO): protein binding
Source: RefSeq, a predicted model, not a curated record